AGUCCUUUCCUUUUUCCUUCAGUAGGUGCCAUUUUCCUUCAUUAGUAAAUCUUCUGCUUUCUUCACUAAAAUCCUUAAUGCAAACAAAAUCAUCGAUCAAUGAAUCAAACAGUUAAAACUCUUUACAAAAAGUAAAUCACCAUUAUUAAUCACAUCAACAAUGAUGCAGCAGCAGCAAAACGCCGCCGAUAUGGCACAGCUUCAUUCCACCAUGCAAGCCAUCGAGCUCGCUUGCUCCUCCAUUCAGAUGCAUAUGAAUCCAGCAGCAGCUGAGGCCACUAUUAUGUCGCUAAAUCAGUCUCCUCAUCCGUACAAGGCUUGCCAGUUCAUUCUUGAGAAUUCUCAAGUUGCAAAUGCGAGGUUUCAAGCAGCUGCUGCAAUUCGAGAUGCUGCUAUUAGGGAAUGGAGUUUUCUAACUGGCGAUGACAAGAAAAGCUUGAUUAGUUUUUGUUUGUGUUAUGUUAUGCAGCAUGCUGGUUCAUCUGAUGGGUAUGUUCAAGUGAAGGUUUCUUCUGUGGCUGCUCAAUUGAUUAAAAGAGGCUGGCUUGAUUUCACAGCUGCCGAGAAAGAGACUUUUUUUUAUCAGGUAAACCAGGCUGUACUUGGCAUUCAUGGAAUAGAUGUGCAGUUCUCUGGGAUUAAUUUUCUAGAAUCUCUGGUUUCUGAGUUCUCGCCUUCUACUUCUAGUGCCAUGGGCCUUCCUAGAGAAUUUCAUGAGCAGUGCCGGAUGUCAUUAGAGCUAAACUAUCUGAAGACAUUCUAUUGUUGGGCACGAGAUGCUGCUGUAGGCGUCACCAAGAAAAUAACUGAAUCUGAUAAUGAGGUACCUGAGGUUAAGGUUUGUACAGCCGGAUUGCGUCUCAUGCUUCAAAUCAUGAACUGGGAUUUUCGGUAUAAUAUACCUGCUACAAAAGCUGGUAUUGAUGUUUUCUCACCUGGAGUUAGAGCAGACAGUUCUUCAUUAAAGAGAUCAGAGUGUGUGGUAGUUCAGCUUGGUCCUGCGUGGCGUGAUGUUUUAAUUUCAAGUGGCCAUGUUGGUUGGCUUUUGGGCUUAUAUGCAGCAUUAAGAGGGAAGUUUGCAUGUGGAGGUUACUGGCUUGAUUGUCCUAUUGCAGUUUCUGCUAGGAAGCUUAUUGUACAAUUCUGCUCCUUGACAGGAACCAUAUUUCAUCCUGACAAUGAAUUAAUCCAAGAACAGCAUUUGCUACUACUGCUAUCUGGGAUAAUACAGUGGAUUGAUCCUCCUGAUGCUGUUUCACAAGCAAUUGAAUCUGGGAAAAGUGAAAGUGAGAUGCUUGAUGGCUGCCGUGCAUUAUUGUCUAUGGCAACUGUAACAACCCCCUUUGCAUUUGACCAACUCUUGAAAUCUAUAAGGCCCUUUGGCACUCUUGCCCUGUUAUCCACCUUGAUGUGUGAAGUUAUCAAAGUGCUAAUGACUAAUAACACGGAUGAGGAGACAUGGAGCUGGGAGGCACGCGAUAUCUUAUUAGAUACCUGGACCACACUACUCAUGUCAAUGGAUGGUACUGGUGGGAAUCCAUUGCUUCCACCUGAAGGGAUACUUGCUGCAUCCAAUUUAUUUGCCUUAAUUGUAGAGUCUGAGCUAAGAGUGGCUUCUGCAUCAGCAAUGAAUGAUAAAGAUGAUUCUGACUACCUUCAGGCUUCCAUUUCUGCCAUGGAUGAAAGGUUGAGUUCUUAUGCCCUUAUAGCUAGAGCAGCAGUUGAUGUCACAAUUCCGUUACUUGCAAGACUCUUUUCUGAGUGCUUUUCACGGCUUCAUCAGGGCAGGGGAAUCAUUGACCCAACUCCAACUUUGGAAGAACUUUAUUCGUUGUUGCUAAUAACUGGACAUGUACUUGCUGAUGAAGGGGAAGGAGAAACGCCCCUGGUCCCACAUACCAUACAAACUCAUUUUGUAGACACAGUGGAGGCAGACAAGCACCCUACUGUUGUGCUCUCGAGAAGCCUGGGAUCUCGAACGUGUUAUGGGACCAAGGGAAUGAUCAAACCCUUCACUUCUGGUUUGAUUAUAAAGUUUGCUGAGCAGAGUUUAGAUCCAGAAAUGAGAACUUCAGUUUUCAGUCCUCGACUCAUGGAGGCCGUGAUAUGGUUUCUUGCAAGAUGGUCUUGCACAUAUCUAAUGCCGGAAGAAUUUAGGGACAGUAAUAUCAAUGCAGGCCAUGAUAAUGAAUAUCAGUUUCGGCAACUGCAAUCCAGAAAAGCUUUGCUCAGUUUUUUUGGAGAGCAUAAUCAAGGCAAACCUGUGCUUGACACUAUUGUUCGCAUUUCAGUCACAACACUGUUGUCUUAUCCUGGAGAGAAGGAUCUCCAGGGUCUCACUUGCUACCAACUACUUCAUUCUCUUGUUCGGCGGAAAAAUAUUUGCAUUCACCUUGUCGUAUUGGACUCAUGGCGUGAACUAGCAAAUGCUUUUGCUAAUGAGAAGGUUCUUUUCUUGUUAAAUACUGCAAAUCAACGUUCACUGGCUCAAACCCUUGUUCUUGGUGCUUCUGGAAUGAGAAAUUCAGAUGCAUCUAAUCAAUAUGUAAGGGAUCUCAUGAGUCCUAUGACAAAUUAUCUGGUGGAAUUGUCUAAGAAGAGUAACCUCAAAAGUGUUGCUCAACAACCAGAUGUCAUAUUAUCAGUCAGUUGCUUGUUGGAGAGACUACGUGGAGCUGCUAGCGCCUCAGAACCUCGAAACCAGAGAGCUCUUUAUGAGAUGGGAUUCUCUGUAAUCAAUCCUGUUCUGGUUCUCCUUGACGUGUACAAACAUGAGUCUGCAGUUGUUUAUAUUCUACUUAAAUUUGUUGUUGACUGGGUGGAUGGGCAAAUUUCCUACCUAGAGGCCCAAGAAACAGCUGCUAUUGUCGAUUUCUGCAUGCGUUUGCUUCAGCUUUACUCCUCUCACAAUAUUGGCAAGAUAUCAGUGUCUCUUUCAAGCAGCUUGCUUAGUGAGGCACAGACAGAGAAAUAUAAAGAUUUACUUGCUCUGCUUCAGCUUCUUUCAAGUCUUUGUUCAAAAGAUCUGGUCGACUUCUCAUCAGAUCCCAUCGAGGCGCAGGGGACAAACAUAUCUGAGGUUGUUUAUUUUGGUCUUCACAUAGUUACCCCGUUGAUUUCUUUGGAGCUUCUGAAAUACCCCAAGCUUUGUCAUGAUUACUAUUCGUUGCUGUCGCAUAUGUUGGAGGUUUAUCCUGAAACAAUUGCACGACUAAAUAGUGAAGCUUUUGCCCAUGUUCUUGGAACUCUUGAUUUCGGUCUUCGCCACCAGGACACAGAAGUAGUGAGUAUGUGCUUGAGAGCUCUUAAAGCUCUUGCUUCCUUCCACUACAAGGAGACACGUGCUGGCAAGAUAGGCUUGGGCUCACAUGCCAUGAACUUUAAGGAUCCGCAAGGCAAUUUGCAGGAAGGCAUCUUGAGUCGGUUUCUUAGAUUGUUACUGCAGCUGCUCCUUUUCGAGGAUUACAGCACUGAUCUGGUAGGUUCUGCAGCAGAUGCUCUGUUUCCAUUGAUCCUUUGUGAACAAGACCUAUACCAGAAAUUAGUGAAUGAGUUGAUAGAGAGGCAAGCAAAUCCAACACUCAAAUCAAGACUCGCGAAUGCAUUAUUCUCUCUCACAAGCUCCAAUCAGCUUUCAUCCUCUCUAGAUCGUAUGAAUUACCAAAGGUUCAGGAAGAAUGUUAACAACUUCCUGAUUGAAGUCCGUGGGUUUUUGCGGACAAUGUGACGUGCAAUCCGUGAUGUAAUCUUUUGGAUGUUCUUUUUGUGAUUGUUUUUGCUCUGUUGUUGCAAGAGUAAAGUUUUGAAAUUAGUGGAACAUCCCAGUUUUUGUUAUAGAUUACCUGCCUUUUCAGAUACAAAAAUAAGAUAGGAGAGAAAAAUAGUUGGAUGUCGUUUAAUUGGCCUGUAGACGAGAAUAUGUAGAUCUACCAAAUGGAAUGCUCCACUAAGUGUGUUGUCUGGUAACAAUAUGUGGCAACAUUCCAGUAUAGGAAUCUAAGCUUCUUAUUCUCUUAUGCUUGUUACAUAUACUUCUAGCAAUACCACGAGUAUUCUUUGAGCUUACCCUCAUAAA
Messenger RNA from Ricinus communis (castor bean), 4075 nucleotides. RefSeq names its product exportin-4. Gene Ontology annotation, cellular component: cytoplasm; nuclear pore. Gene Ontology annotation, biological process: protein export from nucleus. NCBI's taxonomy places the organism in Eukaryota, Viridiplantae, Streptophyta, Magnoliopsida, Malpighiales, Euphorbiaceae. The record is from RefSeq and is a predicted model, not a curated record. Gene Ontology annotation, molecular function: nuclear export signal receptor activity. Bases 161 to 3727 code for a protein of 1188 amino acids. The transcript has 33 exons.